GUGACAUAUUUGUGGUGCAGUGGGACAAAGUGAGGCUGAAAGAUCGAGAGACAGAAGGAGCUUUCACCUUCCAGACUGUUCUCUGUCGUAACGGGACCAUUGUUUUCAGCUACAAAGACGUUCCUUUGCCUGUGGAGAAAAUCAACUCCACUGAGCAUCCAGUGAAAGUGGGGCUGUCUGAUGCCUUCAUGGCAGUUUUGUCUUCUCCACAGUCUCCAGAUGCUAAACGACGGACUAUUUAUGAAUACCAUCGGGUAGAAAUUGACACAACAAAGAUCGGUAAUAGCUCAGCAUUUGAGUUUACCCCCUUACCAACCUGCCUCCAGCACAAUACCUGCGAACAAUGUCUCCAGUCCAACUUGACAUCAGGCUGUGGAUGGUGCAAUACUCUACAAAGGUGUUCAAAUGGAAUAGAUCGAUACAGGCAAGAAUGGCUGGACUACAGUUGUUCAGAAGAGGCAAAAGGCACAUGUGACGAUUAUGCUCAGGGAGGACCAGAGAGUUCAGUCAGCCCUUUUAAUUUAUCACCAUCAGUGAUGACUCCUUCCCCUGCAACUCGACCCGCUAGUCCUAUGACCGAAGAUGACACUAAACUUCUCUUUCACCAACAUGGCAAUGUUUAA
Messenger RNA from Labeo rohita (rohu), 623 nucleotides. RefSeq names its product plexin domain containing 1 (gene plxdc1). NCBI's taxonomy places the organism in Eukaryota, Metazoa, Chordata, Actinopteri, Cypriniformes, Cyprinidae. The record is from RefSeq and is a predicted model, not a curated record. The transcript has 8 exons. The annotation marks the transcript as partial.